Molecule: messenger RNA, 1979 nt
Organism: Ictalurus furcatus (blue catfish)
Lineage: Eukaryota; Metazoa; Chordata; Actinopteri; Siluriformes; Ictaluridae
Gene: nr1h5
Product: nuclear receptor subfamily 1, group H, member 5
Exons: 11
Coding region: 193-1662 (489 amino acids)
Biological process (GO): cell differentiation; lipid metabolic process; negative regulation of transcription by RNA polymerase II
Molecular function (GO): RNA polymerase II cis-regulatory region sequence-specific DNA binding; zinc ion binding; nuclear receptor activity
Source: RefSeq, a predicted model, not a curated record
GAGAGAGAGAGAGAGAGUGUAUGUGUGUGUGAGUGUAUUUGGUGAGUGUUGGAUGUCAGAGGCUGGCCCUGUGUCAGCAUUACAAAUGUACGGGGAGUCAAAUCAAGAAGAUAUUGGAAGAGCCAACGCUGAGAACAUCAGAGCUGACGUGGACGUCUGUGCAGAGUGCAGUUUGUGAAAUCAGAAGUGGAGAUGAGAGAGUGGAUGGAUCCUGAGAUGGGCAUGAUGACCGGAGGCUACCUCUCUGGAGCAGAUGCUUACGGCAUGGCAGAACCGCAGUACUAUGAUGUGCUGGUGGAUCCGUUGGGAUAUUCAUACCAGGACCUUGAUCUACAGGCUUUUCCCUACAGCCAGCAGCACUACAAUCCAACAAACGUGCAAGUCUCUGUGUAUGGACCCCCCAGCUCUCAACCGUGUAACCCAGCGUACCCGUACAGCCCGCAGUGUCCGGAGCCUCCGUGUCCAGCAGACGUGGAGCUGCACGAGCAAGUGAGAGGAGGUAUGGGUACGACACCGGGCAUGAAGCGACCCCGGCUGGGGCCUGGAGCUAGGGUCAGGGGUCAGGAUGAACUCUGCGUGGUGUGUGGGGACAAAGCUUCAGGAUACCACUACAAUGCUCUGACCUGUGAAGGCUGCAAAGGCUUCUUCAGGCGCAGCGUCACCAAGAAGGCUGUGUAUCGGUGCAAGAGUGGUGGCAGCUGCGAGAUGGACAUGUACAUGCGUCGCAAGUGCCAAGACUGCCGACUGCGCAAGUGUCGAGCUGUCGGCAUGCUAGCCGAGUGUCUGCUGACUGAGGUACAGUGCCAGUCAAAGAGGUUAAGAAAGGGGGCCAAGCACCGAGGCGACUCACUUUCGGUGCUCACCGCUGAGGAUGAGGAAAGCAAUGAAAGCAGAAAUGUGUCCUCUACCAGUAGACUACCUGCACCAGCACGGGUGCCAUCAGGAUUGUCCAGAGAGCAGAAAUGUGUCCUGAACAGAAUUGUGGAAGCUUAUCGUCGGUACAGAGCUCAGGAUGGCACUCGUGUCCGGGUGUCCCAAGGAUCCUGUUUACAAGAUGGUGCUGAUCGGUUGACCGACUUGACCCCUCUAGAAAUAGAUAGACUUCUGCAGUUCUCAAAGAGCAUACCUGGGUUUGAGCUCUUGGAUAGUGCUGAUCAAAGCAUUCUUCUCUCCAGCUCGUCUGUGGAGGUCAUGUUCCUGCUCUUGGCUCAACAGUUUACUGAGAAUCCGUCCCUGUACACCUCAUCUCUGUAUCCUGGCAAUGUGAGUGACUCCAGUCACAGCUGGGUGAAAACCUCACAGUCUAAGACCAACAGUCAUGAGAUGCUAUUAAACUCAGGAAUGAGUGAGGAACUCUUGGGGCCUGUGCUGAAUUUCUUCCACAGUAUGGCAGCCAUCUCAGUGACGGAUGCUGAAUACGCUCUUCUCGUUGCUACUUCAGUGCUGUGCUCAGACAGACCCUAUCUGUGUGCAGUGAGCUGUGUAGAGAACCUGCAGGAAUUUAUUCUGGAGCUGCUUUCCAAAGUGUGCAGGAACGGGCAGGGUACGACUCACGGGCCAUGCCGUUUCGCCAGGCUGCUUGGCCGGCUAACAGAGCUGAGGACGCUGCACCACAACCACCUCACACUCCGACCGCAGCAGAUCUGGGACAUGCAGCAUUGAGACACACUGAUCAGGAAGACAGAGGACUACAUGGUCAGUUCCUGUGUUUAUAAACAUUCUAAGCAGGCAUGCUGGUCUAAGCACAGAAAACGUGGUGUUUGUUGUGAUUUGGGACAAACAAAGUGCUGGAUCAGCAUUCUUCCUCUGAUGUGUUCUAUGAAAAUGGACAUUUAGAAUAAACUGCAACUUAUUUUUGAUAAUACAUUAGUCCACGUCUAUGUGUUAUACCCUUGUACAAACUUAUUUUUACUUGGAUUUGCAUUUAUUUUUCACUAUACUUGAGGCCUAAUGGCUUGACUUAAAAAUAUACAAAGGUU